This is a messenger RNA of Staurois parvus, 606 nucleotides long. The record is from the annotation of a GenBank genome assembly. Lineage: Eukaryota; Metazoa; Chordata; Amphibia; Anura; Ranidae.
UCCAUUAUUAGCUGAGGGCGGGAUAGGCUUCCCUGAAGAGAUCAGUUUUCAGAGAUCACCCAAAAGUGAGCAGAGUAGGCGAUAGUCUGAUAAAUUGGGGGUAGAGAGUUCCAGAGGAUUGGCGAAGCUGUGGAGAAGUCCUGAAGAUGAGCAUGGGAGGAGGAGACAAGGGAGCUAGAGAGCAGGAGGUCAUGGGAGGAGCGGAGAGGACGGUUUGGGUGAUAUUUGGAGACAAGAUCGUUGAUAUAAUUACGGGCGGAGUUAUACAUGGAUUUAUAUGUUAUUGUUAAUGUUUUGAAUUUUAUCCAUUGGGCAAUGGGAAGCCAGUGGAGGGAUUGGCAGAGAGGGGUGGAGGACACUGAGUGGAGGUCAGUGGAGGGAUUGGCAGAGAGGGGUGAGGACACUGAGUGGAGGUCAGUGGAGGGAUUGGCAGAGAGGGGUGGGAGGACACUGAGUGGAGGUCAGUGGAAGGAUUGGCAGAGAGGGGUGGAGGACACUGAGUGGAGGUCAGUGGAGGGAUUGGCAGAGAGGGGUGGAGGACACUGAGUGGAGGUCAGUGGAGGGAUUGGCAGAGAGGGGUGGAGGACACUGAGUGGAGGUCAGUGG